Molecule: messenger RNA, 1747 nt
Organism: Podarcis raffonei (Aeolian wall lizard)
Lineage: Eukaryota; Metazoa; Chordata; Lepidosauria; Squamata; Lacertidae
Product: E3 ubiquitin-protein ligase TRIM11-like
Exons: 6
Coding region: 132-1694 (520 amino acids)
Molecular function (GO): protein binding; zinc ion binding
Source: RefSeq, a predicted model, not a curated record
UCACAAAGCCUAUGAAUGAAAAUGUUACAAUAUGAAUACCACAACUUACUAGGUGUGUGUGUUUGUGUGUAAUCAAAAGCAUGGGAAGCAGUCCAGAAGCAUUCGCUGCCACUUGAGAAAACAUUCACCAAAUGCAAAGACCUGGCGACAUGUUUUUUUUAAAAAAAGAUCAUGUGGUGACUGAGUUUCUGAGUCAUUUCCAGGAAGGGAAACUCCCAGUAGCUGAAAACGGAGAAAACGAAACUUACCUGGGACUUUUGCCUGAGGGAGCCAUGGCUGCUGCAGGGGGUCACAUCCAGCGACUCCGUGAUGAAGCCACUUGCUCUAUCUGCCUGGAUUACUUCAAGGAUCCAGUGACCAUCCCAGAGUGUGGGCACAACUUCUGCCGAUCCUGCCUGAUCCAGUGCUGGGGGGAAUCGGAGGCAGAGGCUUCCUGCCCUCAGUGCAGAGAAAGAGUCCAAAGAAGGAGCCUCAUCCCCAACAGGCAACUGGCAAACUUCGUAGAAAUAGCCCAGAAUCUCAGCCUUCAAGAGGGAAAGGAGGAAGGAGGGAAAGGAGGAGUCUGCGAGGAGCACCAGGAGCCCAUGAAGCUCUUUUGCAAGGAGGAUGAAGCCCUCAUCUGCCUGGUGUGUGACAAAUCAAAGGAACAUGAAAAUCACAAGGUGAUUCCUCUGAAGGAGGCUAUCGAGGAAUACAAGGGAGAGAUCUGUAGCCACUUGGAGAUUCUGAGGAGAGAGAGAGAGGAAAUUCUGGCCUAUCAAGCAGCUCUGGACAAGGAAAGCAAAGACCUCCUUAAAUUAACAGAAAAAGAGAGGCUGAAGACUGUGGAGAAGUUCAGGGAACUGCGCCAGUUCCUGGAAGAACAAGAGAAACGUCUGCUGAAUGAUGUGGAAGAGGUGGAGAAGAAGAUUGCAGGGAGAAGGGAUGAGCAGCUGGCCAGACUCUCCAGGAAACUCUCCUCUCUUGAGAGGAUCAUCCAGGAGAUGGAGGAGAAGAGUCAGCAACCAGCGAAUGAACUCCUGCAGGAUGUGAGAAGGACCUUGCAGAGGUAUGAGGAAAGAGAGAGUCCAGAGAAGCCACUGGCUUUCCCUCCAGAACUGAGGAACAGGAUCUUGGAAUCCGGUGAACUAAAUUGCCUUAUGGAGAAUACAAUGAAACAAUGGAAAGCAAAUGUCACUCUGGAUCCAGACACAGCCCAUCCUGAACUCAUCCUGUCCGAGGAUCAGAAAAGCGUGAGAAGGGGAGACAAACCUCAAGCCCUGCCUGAUAAUCCUGAGAGAUUCAGUGACUGGCUUUGUGUGUUGGGACGUGAGGGAUUCACAGCAGGCAGACAUUUCUGGGAAGUCACUGUGGGAAGUGGGGAAUGCUGGGCUCUGGGGGUCGCCAGGAAGUCUGUGGAGAGAAAGGGCAUCUUCCCCUUAUUCCCUGAGUGGGGGAUCUGGGCUGUGGAGAAGUGGGGAGGGGAGUACUUGGCCUGCACCUCCCCUGAUUCCUCUCCUCUGUCCCUGAGUGAGGAGCCCAGGAGGAUCCGGGUGACUCUGGACUAUGAAGGAGGAUGUGUGUCUCUUUCUGACGCUGACUCAGGAUCUGAACUCUACACGUUCUCAGGAGCCUCGUUCUCUGGAGAGACCCUCCUCCCUUUCUUUCAUCUGUGGGAAAAUAAAACCCACUUAAGUAUCUCCCGAGGAGACUAAAUCUGCCUCUCAGGCCCAGCAGGAGUUUCUCUCCAGACCAGAGUGACUGACAU